UUCUGGCAAAUGAACUCUUGUCGGCCUAAUUGCUAAAUACAUAGUUUGGGUAAUCCAAUAAAGCAGUUAGUCUGCCUGCCUGCCUUUGUCUCUCUUCAUUCCUUGGUUGGAAGACCCAGCUGUACUCCAGCAAGGUGGACAAAAUCCUACAUGUCAACAUGACAGAACGCUUUGACUGCCACUACUGCAAGGAGACCCUGUAUGGCAAGAAGUACAUCUUGCGGGAGGACAACCCCUAUUGCAUCAAGUGCUAUGAGAGCCUCUACUCCAACACCUGUGAGGAAUGCAAAAAGCCCAUCGGCUGUGACUGCAAGGACCUGUCCUACAAGGACCAGCACUGGCACGAAACCUGCUUCCACUGCUUCCAGUGCAAGAACUCACUGGUGGACAAACCUUUUGCUGCAAAAGAAGACCACCUUCUCUGCACUGAAUGUUACUCGAAUGAAUACUCCUCCAAGUGUAGUGAGUGUAAGAAGACCAUCAUGCCAGGUACUCGCAAGAUGGAAUAUAAAGGGAACAGCUGGCACGAGACGUGCUUUAUCUGCCAUCGGUGCCAACAGCCGAUUGGAACCAAGAGCUUCAUCCCCAAAGACAGUCAGAAUUUCUGUGUGCCCUGCUAUGAGAAGCAAUUUGCUAUGCAGUGUGUUCAGUGCAAGAAGCCAAUCACAACAGGGGGAAUUACUUACCGGGAGCAGCCAUGGCACAAGGAAUGUUUUGUGUGUACUGGAUGCAAAAAGCAGCUGUCUGGACAACGUUUUACUUCCCGGGAUGAGUUUGCCUAUUGCCUGAAUUGCUUUUGCAGCCUCUAUGCUAAGAAGUGCGCAGGGUGCACUAAUCCAAUAAGCGGACUUGGGGGAACCAAGUACAUCUCCUUCGAGGAACGACAGUGGCACAACGACUGCUUCAACUGUAAGAAGUGCUCAUUGUCCUUAGUGGGUCGUGGUUUCCUCACUGAAAGGGAUGACAUUCUCUGCCCUGAAUGUGGAAAAGACAUUUAAAAUUGGCAAACAGAUUCUAAAAAUGCACUAGAAAAGAUAAAAGCAAAAAGGGAUAGGUGAUUUUUACACCGUACGCUUCAAGACCUGUCUAAACACAAAGUUGUGAGUUGUUCAGAAAUUACCCAUUUACAUUUCUAUUUAGCAGAUGGUUUUCAGAGCAUCUUGGAAGAGUACCGUGGCUGCUAAUUUUGAGUGUUGAUAGAUCAAGAAUCAAUAGAUACGGUAUGUUGUCCAAGCUGGAAAAUGUUUAGGUGAUAAUAUGUAGGUUUUUGUAGACUCAACCAGUAGUAGAACAUGUGCUAUGCCUUACAACAAGGGAUUAUGGUUGCAGUUCUGUGCACUGUUGUUCUGAAAUAACUCCUUUUUCAAUAUGAGGGAUUUGUCUUCAAGUAGAAGUACACAGGAUCAGACUGCAUGAAUUUUAAAUGGAACACAUUAUUGCAUGAUAUUGCGAGAUUAUUGCACAAAGUUCAGUUUCUCAGAUUUGUUUUGAAAUGUCAUUUCACCUUGUAUUUUAUGCAAUAUGAAAAUGUAUUUCUAACAUGUUGGCAGUAUUUUGAGGAAUUUUGACAACUGAAGAUUUUCAUCUAAUAAAUGUUACCAUUUAAGGAAAA
This is a messenger RNA of Pogona vitticeps (central bearded dragon), 1612 nucleotides long. NCBI's taxonomy places the organism in Eukaryota, Metazoa, Chordata, Lepidosauria, Squamata, Agamidae. The record is from RefSeq and is a predicted model, not a curated record.